Clunio marinus is the source of this 264-nucleotide messenger RNA. NCBI's taxonomy places the organism in Eukaryota, Metazoa, Arthropoda, Insecta, Diptera, Chironomidae. The record is from the annotation of a GenBank genome assembly.
AUGCUGGCACUCUCCCUGUCGAAAACCAAGAGAGGAUGCGAUUUUAUGCAAAAAGGAGAAGCAAGAAAAGAAUUCAAUGCGGAAAAUUUAUUUUCUUUAUGCUCUAAUUAUGAGUUUGUUCUUGUACUUGUAAAAUCAUUCAGUCGCGUAGAACUAAAGAAAAAUCAAAGAAGCAUAAAUGAUACUGAAACGACUUUCGAUGAAAAAAUAUCAACGAUUUAUCCCACUGAUUUUAAAAUCCUACGAUGUCGCGUUGUGGAGUGA